UGCCAAUAUUACAUUCUUCAAAAUCUUCAUAUCUGGUAGGUUAGUUAAGGUAGUUGUGCUUUUAAACCAACUUUGGAGCCACCUAUUAUUCUCCCUCCACUAUGUAUCUCUAUAAAAUUAUGUUCCCAUGCAUUCCUCAUUCCCAACCAUCAAACUCACACUCAUUUUUCUUCUGUACUCUUAAACACAUCAAAUCCUCUUCACUAUUCAAAUUCCCAGCUCACUAAACAGCCAAAACUUUUUAACAUAAACAUACAUGAAGCAUUUCACAUCUCUUUGCCGCCUAGCUGUGCUAUUUGCCGUGGCUAUGAUCAUGGCUGCACCGGCCUACGCCCAAAUCACAACGCCAUGUAACAUAUCAAUGAUAAGCAGUUCCAUCAGCCCUUGCAUGGGUUUCCUCACAAAUAGCAGCAGCAAUGGCACCUCGCCCACUGCUGAUUGCUGCAGUUCUAUCAAGACUCUCACAAGUGGAAGCAAAGAUUGUUUCUGUCUCGUUGUCACCGGCAACGUUCCUUUUACAUUACCAAUCAACAGAACCUUAGCUAUCUCUCUUCCUCGUGCUUGUAACUUGCCUGGUGUUCCACUUCAAUGCAAAACCUCAGGUUCACCACUUCCUGCCCCAGGACCGGCGUCUCUCGGGCCAUCUCUUUCCCCUGCAUCUGCUCCAUCUCUUAGUCCUCAAGGUUCUUCUAUACUCCCCUCACCGGUUACACCUUCUCAGUCACCACAGCCUGAGACAACUACUCCAUUAUCUCCGUCAGCGAAUCCUGAUAUCCCAUCUGCAACACCAGGAAGUGGCCGCUCUGAUCUGACUCCAUCAUCUGCUGGAUCAUCAUCUUACAGCCUCCUAUCAUCUGUUGUGGCCAUUGUAUUUGGAUUUGCUGUUUUUAAACACUGCUAGAUUUUAAUGUAGCAAAUCAAUAGGUUGUUGCAUUAUGUUGGCUUUAUUGCAGAGGGAUUUUGUUCAGGUUGUUUGGACCAACAUUGGGGGUGUGUAUUUAUCAAUUCCAAAGACAUUUUUAUUGUUAUAUAAUGUGUGUGUGCAUUGAAAAAUAAUUAAUUGUUUUACUUGGAUUCUUA
Molecule: messenger RNA, 1080 nt
Organism: Trifolium pratense (red clover)
Lineage: Eukaryota; Viridiplantae; Streptophyta; Magnoliopsida; Fabales; Fabaceae
Product: non-specific lipid transfer protein GPI-anchored 20
Exons: 4
Coding region: 257-901 (214 amino acids)
Biological process (GO): lipid transport
Molecular function (GO): lipid binding
Source: RefSeq, a predicted model, not a curated record